AUGAUCGGAAUGUGUCCGACAAAUAUGAAAUUCAACGAAACCUUAGGACAAUGCAUACUACCUGCUAAUAAACCUCAUGAUACAAUCCGAAUUUACGACGAAUCGGAAAACUGUGACGUUAUGAUACCUAACUGCAACAAAGAUGGCAAGUUUCCGGUUCCUUCCAACUGUUCAUUCUACUACGAUUGUCAAAGGAACAACCAUAACUACUUGCAAUACGUGUAUAAAUGCCCAUAUGAAACUAUGUAUCAUCCCGAUCUUCACCGAUGUGUAACAAUGACAAAGUGCUACGUGGAUCACUACGAUAUACUGGACCGCUUUGAUUACGACUACUUUCCUAAGUGCAUUGUACAAGGACAAUUUCGAACAUCACGUCAUUGCAAUCUGUUUUAUCGUUGUAUACCGAAUAUGGAUGGAUCAUUCUUUCAAAUCAGAUAUGAAUGCCCCCCAAUGAUGUAUUACGAUAUCGAAAAAGAACGCUGUUAUAUGGGAUACUACACUAACUGCGAAUAUAUGCCAUGGGACAAAAUUGUAAAGGAUUAUGUCUUUAAACACAAUUUGAAAAUUGAUAACUGUAUUCCUAAACAUACCACCGCAAUCAGCACUCUAAACACAACAAUUACUACUAGUUCAUGUAGCUCUACAACUGAGAUUUCUAUCAAUUCCACUAAUACAUAUCCAACUACUCAGACUACGGAUAGUACCGUGAGCCCAUAUACCGUUUCCAGUACGUCUGGAAUAGCCACGGAUACGGAAUCAACUACAUCAGAUGAAACUGAGGUUACAGAUUCAACCGAAAAUAGCUCAGUAACUGAACCAGAAUCCAGUACAACUCCAUACACCGAAGCAACUGAUUCUCAAGAAACUGAAACAGAUACAGAUACCACAAUUUCGCAAACUGAUGAAAGAACAAUUACAAAUGAGUUUUCAACUACUCCAGAUACUCGAACAGAAACAACUGAUGACCAUACUUCAGUAACAGACACAAGCAGUACAGGGGAGUCAGAAACAGUAACUAUGGAAAGUAGUGACACUACAACAGGACACAGUUCUAAUGAAACUAGCACUUCAAUCAGCACGAUCACCGAAGAAAUUAGUACAGCCAUAACUACAGAGACAGCUACAAGUGAUACGACAAAAAUGAAAUCUUAUUCAAUAACUUCAACAAGUGAAACAAAACUACCAACCGAAACUACACAAGCUACUUCUGGAAAUACCAAAACUGAUACAUCAACAUCGCUUACGUCAAAACAGACAAGUGGUAGUACCACAAAAGUUCCAUACACUUCUAAGCAACCCACUACUGUAAAUACCUAUGAAACAUCUAGUAAAACUUACACAUCUGCACCGAUUACGUCAAAACAGACUACUGGAAGUACCACAAACGUUUCGUACACAUCUCAGCAACCCACUACUGGAAAUACCAAUGGAACAUCUACUAAAACUUACACAACCACACCGAUUACGUCAAAACAGGCAACUGGAAGUACCACAAACGUUUCCUACACUUCUCAGCAACCCACUACUGGAAAUACCAAUGAAAUAACUACUAAAACUUACACAACCACACCGAUUACGUCAAAACAGGUAACUGGAAGUACCACAACUAUUUUCUACACUUCUCAGCAACCCACUACUGGAAAUACUAAUGAAACAUCUACUAAAACUUACACAACCACAAGGAUUACGUCAAAACAGACAACUGAAAGUUCCACCGCAGUUUCGUCUACAUCUCAGCAACCCACUACUAGCACUAAAUAUUCCACACGAACCUCCAAGGAUAGUUCUUCUGAAGAGUACGACAGCUAUGAAGAAUUCACCUGGGAUGACGUUGCAUGGAAUCGACACCAUCGCACUUCAAAAAUACCUUAUGGUCACCCCACACCAAGCACGAAAAAACCUCGAGCGCAUUUCCAUCCUAAUCCCCCACCGUUUGAUUACCCUGAUUCCAACUACUGGGAUGAUAGUCACUCACACGAAUCGGCCAAAUCUUCAACAUCUGUAAAGUAUUCUAGUACUACGUAUCCGCUGUCAUCGCAUGCCGGAGAUCCGGAUACCUCCGAAUCAAACGAAUCCAACUCUCGACCUGUUCGGUGUUACAAUAAUCGCCAAGGCGGUCUAACGUGCGAUGGAGUAAAAGGCAAACCUGGUGGAUGGUUCGAACUUCCUGGCUACUUAUUACGCUACCGAAAGCGAUCGGGUGAAGAUGAAGCACCCAACAAGAAGAUGAAUGGGGAACUCAAUCUGCGGCUGCGAUAUCCUAAUACCUACAAACUAGAAGCAUAUCCGAAGCAAAAACGAAGAGUGGAAAAACCAGAUGGCCACUAG
Messenger RNA from Ochlerotatus camptorhynchus, 2328 nucleotides. RefSeq lists its product as uncharacterized. NCBI's taxonomy places the organism in Eukaryota, Metazoa, Arthropoda, Insecta, Diptera, Culicidae. Gene Ontology annotation, cellular component: extracellular region. The record is from RefSeq and is a predicted model, not a curated record. The transcript is spliced from 5 exons. Bases 1 to 2328 code for a protein of 775 amino acids. Gene Ontology annotation, molecular function: chitin binding.